Hemicordylus capensis (graceful crag lizard) is the source of this 2967-nucleotide messenger RNA. RefSeq names its product excitatory amino acid transporter 1-like. The coding region runs from base 522 to 2285 and encodes 587 amino acids. Gene Ontology annotation, cellular component: plasma membrane. Gene Ontology annotation, biological process: L-glutamate transmembrane transport. The record is from RefSeq and is a predicted model, not a curated record. The transcript has 11 exons. Lineage: Eukaryota; Metazoa; Chordata; Lepidosauria; Squamata; Cordylidae. Gene Ontology annotation, molecular function: L-glutamate transmembrane transporter activity; glutamate:sodium symporter activity; neutral L-amino acid transmembrane transporter activity.
GGUGGUGGCUGAAGCUGAGUCGGACUUCCCGCUCUUCAGGCUAAGCCUGGUCCACUCGGACUGGCAGCAGCUCCCUCCCCAGAGCCCCUCGACUGGCAGAGGCGAGAGAAGGGCCUUCCCCAGCCCCGUGACUUGAGCUGCCUGCCUGCCAGGCGUGUGUCCCCCACCGCGGAGUGAUGCUCUGCUGUAAGAAUAGACUUGGCAGCACCCUCGGAGCCGAUAGAGCCGUUGGAGGCUUCCAAAGAUGGUGGUCUCCACGUCCCUCCCUGGCUGGAGUCCCCUCCUGAACUCUUGGGCCUAGUCGGAAGAGCGGCUCUUGGGGCUUGGCUCCAGAGAGGGACCAAGGGGGCUGCCCCACUCCUGGGCGGGCCAAGCAAGGCCAAGAGCCGUGGAAGCAGGAAGGAGGAGGAGGACGCCACGCGGCGGCGGAGGAGACCGGAGACCUGCUGCUGCUGCUGCUGCUCUUGAUCCUGCUCCAGCUUCCCGGGACACCGGGCCCCCCGGGGGGGCUGCGCCGGACGAUGGGGGAGCGCCAGAGCCACGUCAACAGCCUCUUCCUGAACGAGGGGUCCUCCAAGCGGCUGGGCUCCGGGGGCCGGGCUCAGCGCCUCCACCACGCCUUGGAGAAGCGGCUGCUGCGGGGCCGGAAGCGCCUCUACGGCGUCACCCGCGAGAGCGUCCGGGGCGCCCUCCAGAGAAACGCCUUCGUCCUGCUGACCGUCUUGGCCGUCCUGCUGGGCAUCAGCCUGGCCCUCUGCUUGCGGCCGUACAAGAUGACCCACCGCCAGAUCAAGUACUUCUCCUUCCCAGGAGAGCUGCUGAUGCGAAUGCUCCAGAUGCUGGUCCUCCCUCUUAUCGUCUCCAGCCUCAUCACAGGCAUGGCGUCGCUGGACAGCAGCGCCUCUGGUAAGAUGGGCCUGCGUGCCGUGAUCUACUACAUGAUGACCACCAUCAUUGCUGUCUUCAUUGGGAUCUUCAUGGUCAUCAUCAUCCACCCGGGAAAGGGCAGCAAAGAGAAGCUUCACCGUGAAGGCACCAUUGAGCAAGUCCACACGACCGACGCCUUCAUGGACCUGAUCCGGAACAUGUUCCCGCCCAACCUCGUGGAGGCCUGCUUCAGACAGUACAAGACCCAGUACAGCGUCGUCAACCGCACGGCCGUGCGCAGCGCCACCACAGCGGCCGCCUUGCUCUCCCUGCCCCUGCCCACCCCGAACGGCAGCCUCAGCCCCACGGCCCCCCCUGCCGCCACCAGCACGCCCCUCUGGCUGCUGGAGAACGCCACCGGCGGCGUCUGGCGCAACGUCAGCCAGGCGCUGGGCAGCCUCCCGGAGGUGCUGGGCCACGAGGAGGUGGUGCCGGGGCCCGGCUCCGUCAACGGGGUCAACGCCCUGGGCCUGGUGGUCUUCUCCAUCUUCUUCGGGCUGGUGAUCGGCCGCAUGAAGCAGAAGGGCCACGCCCUGCGGGAGUUCUUCGACUGCCUCAACGAGGCCAUCCUGCGGAUGGUGUCCAUCAUCAUCUGGUACGCCCCCGUGGGCAUCCUCUUCCUGAUCGCCGGGAAGAUCUUGGAGAUGGAGGACCUGGCCGUGAUGGGGGGCCAGCUGGGCAUGUACACCCUCACCGUCAUCGUGGGGCUGCUGAUCCACGGCCUCUGCGUCCUGCCCCUCAUCUACUUCAUCGUCACCCACAAGAACCCCUGGCUCUUCAUCACAGGCCUGCUGCAGGCCCUGGUCACGGCUCUGGGCACCUCUUCCAGCUCUGCCACGCUCCCCGUCACGUUCCGAUGCCUGGAAGAGAACAACGGGGUGGACAAGCGGGUGACCAGGUUCGUCCUGCCGGUGGGGGCCACCAUCAACAUGGACGGGACGGCGCUGUAUGAAGCCUUGGCGGCCAUCUUCAUUGCGCAAGUCAACAACUACGAGCUCGAUUUCGGGCAGAUCAUCACCAUCAGCAUCACUGCCACAGCGGCCAGCAUCGGGGCAGCUGGCAUCCCCCAGGCUGGCCUGGUGACCAUGGUGAUCGUCUUGACGUCUGUGGGGCUGCCGACAGAGGACAUCACCCUCAUCAUGGCCGUGGACUGGUUCCUGGACCGCCUGAGGACCACCAUCAACGUCCUGGGGGAUUCGCUGGGGGCCGGGGUGGUGGAGCAUCUCUCCCGGCACGAGCUGGAGGUGCAGGACGCGGAGCUGAGCAAUUCGGUCCUGGAGGAGAACGAGAAGCCAUACCACCUGAUCUACCAGGAGAACGAGACCCGCAAACACCUCAGCAGCGAGACCUCGAUGUGAAGCCCAGGAGGGGGGCGCCGCCAGGAUCGGGCCCAUAGGCACGUAGCAACUGUGAACCGCCGAGGGAUGGAAGAGCCGCCCACCAGGCCUGCCCCCAAAUACUCUCUCUCUCCCCCUCCCCCAGCAUUUUGGUGCAGAUCUGUGCCACCGGCGGGGAAAAGAACAGAAAAGUUUCCCAUCAGAGACUCAGCUGCCUGCGGGGAUGGCCUGCCGCAGACGGAGCAGAGUUUGACCUCCCGCCCGCCCGCCCACCCCUCAAACACAGCCGGCGUUAUCCUGCCCCGAGAAAGUGCCAUGUUUCUGUGCCAAGAAAAAUGUGCGUUUGUCGUGCAAAUUCCGACCGAAUCGUUUCGCUCUUGUUGCCCGUUUUGUUUUGAAUGGUGCCCAUGUUUGUUUUGAAUGGUGCCCAUGUUUGUUUUGAAUGGUGCCCAUGUUUGUUUUGAAUGGUGCCCAUGUUUGCUAUGAAUGGUGCCCAUGUUUGUUUUGAAUGGUGCCCAUGUUUGUUUUGAAUGGUGCCCAUGUUUGCUAUGAAUGGUGCCCAUGUUGCCCAUGAGAGUGCCCCAUACACUCUCUUUGUAGCACUUGAAUGAACAGCGACGGAAAAGAAAGCUGCUACCAAAUUGAAAGAGAAGUUAUCGGUUGUAUAUUGCUGGUCUGCAAUAAAACAGUUGUGGUUUAUUUA